Moesziomyces antarcticus is the source of this 861-nucleotide messenger RNA. RefSeq lists its product as uncharacterized. The record is from RefSeq and is a predicted model, not a curated record. NCBI's taxonomy places the organism in Eukaryota, Fungi, Basidiomycota, Ustilaginomycetes, Ustilaginales, Ustilaginaceae. Bases 1 to 861 code for a protein of 286 amino acids. The transcript is spliced from 4 exons.
AUGCACGCCACGGGCCCGUCCAUUCGCGACGAGCCACACGCUAGUGCGGAAGCGGAAGGGCGGGUGGCAAGCCGACGCGUGCCUGCCGAGCUUGGCCCUUUGGGCCUGCCCGCAUUCCAAUUUCUCCUGCAGCUCAUUUCAACGCCGACAGGCGCUUGCUGGGAUCGCGAACAAUUCUAUGUCCGGCCCUCGGCCCGUCUCGAGCGAGGCUCCCUGGCGGCGUUGACCGCUGCAUCCGUGGUUGCUGUUCGCCGUCCCAGACGACGGUCGGCGAGGGCAGGGUGCAGGGUGAAGGGUGCAGGAGAACGCAUGGUGGCAGGCGACCAUGUCUUACGCACCGUGGCAUCGACGCAGAUGCAGAUGGCGCUUUGGGCGAGCACUCCCCGUCUCGCAUCUGGCCUUUGCUUCUCGCGCUCAGCUGCGAAGCAUAAAGCGCAUCCAAAGCUCGAUGGCGAGACGCUUGUCAUUGUCGAGCCGACGUCGGCUGACUCGUUCCGCUUCGACGGCUCCUCGUUCGCGCCCUAUCUCACCUCGACCGCAUUGGCCACAGGAACCACUUUGCGAGCAUCUGAGUUGAGGCGCCUGGCUCGCGAUUCGGCUGGUCCGAAGAUCCAGAAGGAUGAAGUCGGGGAGCGUGUGACCGUAUGUGGCGCUCCUUGGGGGCAAGGGGCGGGCAAGCUCCGCCGAAUCGGCGUCAAAGACACGCAAGUGGCUCGACGGCUUUUUAUGCGAGCUGCGUCCAGGCAGGGUGACCAGACGCGUGCAGCGGUGCAGCAGCAGCCGCCGCCCAGCUCGGCUGAUCGCUGCAACCCACCAGCCACGCUAAGGGGCGCCACUCCUUCCAAGGCCGAAAAGCCCUGA